Messenger RNA from Etheostoma cragini (Arkansas darter), 6510 nucleotides. RefSeq names its product discs large homolog 1-like protein. Gene Ontology annotation, biological process: neurotransmitter receptor localization to postsynaptic specialization membrane; chemical synaptic transmission. Lineage: Eukaryota; Metazoa; Chordata; Actinopteri; Perciformes; Percidae. Gene Ontology annotation, molecular function: kinase binding. The transcript is spliced from 26 exons. Bases 383 to 4219 code for a protein of 1278 amino acids. The record is from RefSeq and is a predicted model, not a curated record. Gene Ontology annotation, cellular component: postsynaptic density membrane; neuron projection; neuromuscular junction.
CGACAACGUUUGGAGGUGUAGUCAAGUCACCUGAAUGAAGAAAUGGAAGAGUAGUUUUACAAAAGCGGGAACGAGAGUGAGAGUUGAAGUGAAAGAGAAGGAAAGAGAGAAACAAGCUCCGGGUACUAAGUCCACGCGCUGACAGUCAACGUUUGAUUUCAACGUGUCUGUUUCUUCCUCCGCCGUUGUGACAGGUUUCUCGGGCUUAACACGCACUUUUAAAAAGAAAGUUUCAAAGUUUUUCUUUUGAGAAAAAGACAGGUUGGUGUGUAGACAACUUAGUUUGGUGUCCCGGUUCGGAGGGAGGCUGUACCGGGACAGACCCACACAUAGCUACCAUCACAGCGACACAGACACAGCCCCGAGGACGGAGCCUGUCACCAUGCCUCUUCGACAGAAAGAUGCUAAGCGAGCCCUGGAGCUUCUUCAGCAGUAUCGGGCCAAGCUUGACCAGAGACAGCAGAACCAGAGCCAGACCAAACAGGGCCAUGUGGAGGAAGAUUCUCAGCUGCAGCAGUCUCUGGACAGAGUCAUCAAUGUCUUCCAAAGUCAGCUCUUUAGUGCCCUGCUAGACAUUCAGGAAUGCUAUGAGUUGACCGUCCUUACGGACAGCAAGUCUUCUGUGGGCCAGACAGAUGGUCCAUGGAAGCUCCCUGCCUCCUGUAACCUACCAACAGAGCUAUCAGCCCAGCCACAGUCCUCCUCUGGUCCCCUCAGCCCCCAGGCUUCUGGUGGGUGGUCCAAGCCAAAACCCUUGACCCCCAAACCCAAGUCAGUCAAAUCCCAUGCUGCUCCACUCCCAUCCGGGACACCCACAACAAAGCCAUCUUCCCCUGCAACACAGUCCAUUACACCACAGUCACAGCCAACCAAGGUGAAGUACCGUGCUCCCCCCCCUCCUGUCCAUCCUGGAGCCUCCAAAUCAUUGGCAUCAGAGACUCAUAUGCCCUCCUCUCCUUCUGCUGCCACAUCCCCCGGAUUCACUGUGAAUAGUGUAGAAACCCCCACUGUUUCCAUAAAAACUUCUCCUGGAGCAUCCCUGAAUGGAACAAAGCCACGUCUUACCUCUACCAACUCUGUUUCUUCAGAAAUCUCCAUCACCUCCACCAAUCCAGAAAAGGAUUCUCUCUCUCCAAACCUCAACCUGGUGACUGUCUCAGCCCUCGUCUCCAACAGCAUCCAAUGCUUUGUGGUUCCAACCACACCAGACAAAUCUACCAGCACCAGCACCACUCCUAUCACCAGCCCAGGUCUAAAUAGAGUCGCAGACCCUGUUGUUGUCUCUACAGCUCUUGCGACCAGCAAAGAGCCAGGCAUAGGCUCUCCCAGUACAAGUCCAACUAUCUCCAACCAGGGAGUAUUCACCUUCAGCAGCCGCAGCCCCACUGGUCCUCCGGGGCCCUUGACUAAACAUUUGAGUCCAACCAGCCCUGGGCCAGCAAAAGUCACUUUGACUAGUCCUAGCCAUGGUCCAGCCAGCCCCAGGCCAGCUACAAGCCCGCUGACCCCCAACAAGAAGUAUCGAUAUCAAGAAGAGGAAGGGGCGUCACCAGGUGCUCCAAAACUCCACCAACACACCUGCCAUCAGCAUCAGAUGGGUGUAGCCAGAGAACUGAGGGACGGAGGGACCUUGGGGAGCGAUGGAGGGACUCUGGGGAGGGACGGAGAGACUCUCAGGAGGGACGGAGGGACCCUGGGGAGGGAGGGAAGGGAGGGGAGGGAGGGAAGGGAAGGGGGGACCUGGAGGGACAGGUGCAACUGGAGGGAUGGGGGGACCUGGAGGAGAGAGGGAGGGGGGGCCGGGACCAUGGAGAGAGAAAGGGAACGAUCACUGGGGAGGGACGGAUCUUUCUGUCGCCACGGUGACCUGCGGGGUGCAGAGCUGGUUCAGGUGGCAGAGCGGGAACUGUCUCAGAUCCAACACGUUCACGGAUACGUCACUCACACACACAUCACGCCUGCUCAGGUAGAAUCACCUGAGGUUCACUUUGAUGACGAGGCGUGGCCUCAUCCAGAGGGAGAGAGGGUGAACGACGUCCCAGCCCCGCCUUUCUCCUCUCUCUAUUCACACAGCCACGCCUACUACCAGGCCAACCCUCCUCCAGUUGUUGUCAACACAGACAGCGUCGACACCCCACCAUAUGUCAAUGGAACAGAAGCAGACUAUGAGUAUGAGGAAAUCACGCUGGAACGGGGUAACUCAGGUCUGGGGUUCAGUAUUGCAGGGGGGACCGAUAACCCUCACAUCGGAGAAGACCCCUCUAUCUUCAUCACCAAGAUUAUACCUGGAGGGGCCGCGGCCCAAAAUGGACGACUCAGGGUGAAUGACUGUAUAGUCCGGGUGAAUGAGACAGACGUCAGGGACGUGACACACAGCGGGGCUGUGGAGGCGCUGAAGGAGGCGGGAGGUCUGGUCCGAUUGUGUAUAAGACGCAGGAGGAGCCUCACUGAGAGAAUCCUGGAUAUCAAGCUGGUCAAAGGACCUAAAGGUUUAGGAUUCAGUAUAGCAGGUGGAGUUGGAAACCAACAUGUCCCGGGCGACAACAGUAUCUACGUGACUAAGGUCAUCGAGGGAGGGGCUGCACACAAAGACGGACGGCUACAGAUAGGGGACAAACUUGUGGCUGUGAACGCCGCCUGUUUGGAGGAGGUGACUCAUGAGGACGCAGUGGCUGCCCUGAAGUCUACUUCUGACGUUGUUUACCUCCGCGUUGCCAAACACGCCUCCCUUUUUAUCAAUGACACCUUCCCUCCACCCGACGUCACUAAUUCUUACUCACCACAUCAAGACAACCAUAUAAGCCCCUACAUGAGCGGCAGCCAGUCUGUAAGCCCCGCCCCAUUGACCACGCCCAGAUACUCCCCAUUGCCCAGGGCCAUGACCGGAGACGACGAUGUCAACAGGGAACCUAGGCGGCUGGUGCUCCAGCGGGGGUCCACAGGUCUUGGUUUUAACAUUGUUGGAGGGGAGGAUGGAGAGGGAAUCUUCAUCUCCUUUAUUCUCGCUGGAGGUCCAGCAGAUCUCUGUGGGGAGCUACAAAAGGGAGACCGCAUCCUGUCGGUGAACGGUGUGGACUUGUCCAGUGCAACACAUGAGCAGGCAGCAGCAGCUCUGAAGAACGCAGGACAGACUGUUACCAUAGUAGCGCAGUACAGACCUGAGGAGUACAGUCGUUUUGAGGCGAAGAUCCAUGACCUGAGGGAACAGAUGAUGACCAGCAGUGUCAGCUCCAGCUCCACGUCGCUCCGCUCCACACAGAAACGCACGCUUUACGUCAGAGCGUUGUUCGACUACGACGGAAGUGCGCCAGAUCUGAGCACUCCCAAUCAGGCCCUGCCAUUUCAUUUCGGGGAUGUUCUCCACGUGAGCAGCGCUGGCGAAGAGGAGUGGUGGCCCGCCCGUCACCUCAGCCCCCCACCUCCAAACUGCCCUGAAGUUGGAGUCAUCCCCAGCCGCAGGAGGGCAGAGAAAAAGGAGAGGUCAAGGUUAAAGAUGGUCAGAGUGACGAGGUCUCAGGACAGAUCGGAUCAGGAUGAUAAAGAGCUGGUAACCUCUGGCACCAGCGAUAAUGAGAGUAGUUCCUCUGGCCAGGAGGAGACAUUACUCACCUACCAACCUGUCAUGCAGCAGGAAGUUAGUUACACACGGCCAGUCAUCGUGCUUGGACCAAUGAAAGAUCGGAUCAACGAUGACCUCAUCUCCGAGUUCCCUGACAAGUUUGGCUCCUGCGUCCCACACACAACGCGGCCGCGGCGAGACUACGAGGUGGACGGCAGAGAUUACCACUUCAUGUCCUCCAGAGAGCUCAUGGAGCAAGAGAUCCAGGAACACAAGUUCAUAGAGGCUGGACAAUAUAACAACCAUCUGUAUGGAACCAGCAUACAGUCGGUCAAAGAAGUCGCUGACAAGGGUAAACACUGCAUACUCGAUGUAUCAGGGAAUGCGAUAAAGCGUCUCCAGUUGGCAGGCCUCCAUCCCAUCGCUGUCUUCAUCAGACCGCGAAAUGUCGACAACAUCCUAGAGAUGAACAAGCGUUUCACUGAGGAGCAGGCGAGGAAGACCUUCGAAAGAGCUGUCAAACUGGAGCAGGAGUUCACAGAGUUCUUCACUGCUAUCGUCCAGGGCUCGUCACUAGAGGAUGUGUAUUCACAGGUGAAGCAGAUCAUUGAAGAGCAGUCUGGUCCUUACAUCUGGGUGCCCACCAAGGACCGACUCUGAAUAUACACACACAUACACUAUACACACACACAUACUACAUGAUCACACACAUCACUUUAGCUAACACUACCUACAGUACAUCUCUUAUUUUAUAUUAUCAGCCUGCUUCCUCUCUCUCUGUCUCUCUUUCUCGUACACACACAGAACUACACACAAACCCACACAUUUGCACAAGCACAUAAAGAUGGACGAGGCUGGGACUAUCUGGGACUGCCACUUCCUGAAGUGGGAGGGGCUAAUGUCUGUCCAGCAGCCUAUUGGUAGAUCUUCCUACAGCUCAGUUCCUUAAUGUUUAAGGAGGGGGUUCAAAUCAAGGCAACAUGUACCAUUAUCUAAUUUGAUUUCAUUAUUGUUCUUCUUAUUGUUGUUGUCGUUGUUGUUUUCAUAUUAACAAAGCGUAAUGCAUUCAUGUCUGGGUUUGUAAUGAUAAUAUUGUCACCCAGAGGCAGAUAUUUGCACGCUGUAGCUUUAAGAGCAUGUUUUUUGGACAAAAUCUUGAUCUCCUUUCCAGUAUGUCUGUCUAUCCUCAUGGCAUUUCUCCUGAUUAGUCUUUUUUCUAUCUUUCUCUCAAAUACCAUCCUUUCCUCCUCCUGUCCCCUUUAGACUACUGACUUUAGGUGAAAACUUGAUAACGUGCCCCAGCAUUUUGGUACCGAGAGCCAAAAUGAACCUAUAGUAAAAUUACUAAACAUAACAAAAAAAUCAUAAUGAGCAGUUUAGGAUUUCUCUGAUUGAGACUCUUAAUAUUUAUUGUAAAUUAGAUUUUGAACUUUAAAAUAGAUACGUAUGGCAUAAAAGCUCUAAAAGGCAAAAAACCAAAAACAUUUUUCUUCAACAACAAAUUAAGUAAAAAGGCCUCAUAGUUCAUUUGGAGCCCUGAGCCUGUAUUUAUCACAUUUUAAGAACCGAGCCUAAGAAUAGCUCAGAGAAAAAGGUUAUUUGCUAAGAGUAAUGAUUAGAAGUUAUUUAUUAAGCGUCUCAUUACCACAUCAUUAAUUACAUGUAUGCUGCGAGUAGGAGCAGCCAAUUUGAUUUUAAAUUGGUAAAAAGUAAAUUUUUAUUUGUGUGAAAUCCCUAACCUCACCAGUAGUAAUUAGCAUAUAUGUAUAUAUUUAUUAUAAAUAAAUAAAUAUACAAAUAUGGAUGAAAUAAUGUUAUAAAAUAGAAACUGGAGCAGGAAAUAAGCUCUGGUGUUGGUAGAGAAAACAGAUAUUGAUGUGCGGUUAAGGAAGAUGCAUGGAAAGUUUUGCAAACAAAACGGUUUUAUUCAGCUUUUUACAGCUUUAUUCUUGUUGUUUGCACCCUUAUAAACACAAGAAGCAUAGAGAAGAAAAUUAAUUGUAGUAGUCCUAUUAAAUGUUCAAAUUUAAAAUGCAAAUAGUGUAAAACAUUUCUUAUUAGAAUCCAAAAUAAUUCUUAUAGCUAAAGCAUUGCCCAUUGUGACCAAUGAUAGGUUGUACAAUUCUUCCAAAACACAUUUUAAAGGAUAAAAGUAAGGCAUUUUAAGUCCAAUGUUUUAAUUCAAGCAGUUUGAUAAAUACCGGCCCAGAUUCUCUGUUCAAAAAAAUAAAAACUUAUAUUACCCAAAUCUUUGCCAACCCUUCUCUUCCUCUUCCUGCUCUCUAUCUCAUGUUUCAUCUCUCUCCUUCUCCACAGUCACAAUGUGACAGUAGUCGAGCACUUCAGCAUUAAACAGUGUAUCUUUUUCUUCAUCAACACUAUCAUCACGAUCAUAAUCAUCAGCAUCAGCGACAUAGCUUUCCUAUUUAAUGCAGUUGCACUAAAGGGCUGGUUUCUUAAAAGCAUCUUAGCGUGACCAAACUAAUCCCAUCUCUGCGUUUCUGGUGUUUGGACGUAUGAUGUACUCACGGUACUUUCAGCCAUCAGUGGUUAUUAUGCUGGUUUGAAAGAGCUACCAAGGUCAGAGUCACUUGCUCUAUGCUAUUGUUGUGUGGUUGAAGACCCCAGGUGAACUCUUCUGGUAAUUGUUACUGUCAUGGCCCACUGAUCAACAGCAUUAGCGCUUUUUGCAACCGUUUUUUUUAAUGCUGGAUUUACAACACCUGAAACUAGCUCCAUUUGAGACCAGUGCUCCCAAGGUCACUCCAUUAAACAGGCACAUGGUGAACAAUCAAUGGGUUAUAUUUUGAGCUGUUAAAGGGUUGUAUCAUCAAAGGUGUUUUCAUGAUCGCGCAGAUGUCACAGUCUGCCCAGACAGAUCCAAUUUCUGGAAAAUGUUUUUAUUUUGAAGUUUCCUGCUUCAUGUAGGCGCUACAACAUGAAAUUUUACA